This is a messenger RNA of Menidia menidia (Atlantic silverside), 3414 nucleotides long. The record is from the annotation of a GenBank genome assembly. NCBI's taxonomy places the organism in Eukaryota, Metazoa, Chordata, Actinopteri, Atheriniformes, Atherinopsidae.
AGCGAACGGGGGCGGGUUUGUUUAGCGGGUCUAUGAAUGAUAUUAUGUUUUCGGCUCCGCAGAAAUGGAGUCGACGACCUCAGACCGUUAAUUGCGACGCCGGACCUUCCCCAGAUUCUCUCACCUCAGCCGGCACACAGUGACCUUGCGAUCGGCUACAAAAAGACAAAGCCAUGGGAAACACGAGCAGCGAGAGGGCUGCCAUGGGCCAUGGGGAGAAGGCUCAGCGCAGAGACAGCCGGGGGAUCAAGGAAGGGGACAGGCCCAAAAUUCUGAUGGAUAGCCCAGAGGAUGCAGAUAUUUUCCAUGGAGAAGAUAUGAAGGCUCCUUUAGAGAAAGAGGAGUUCCUGGCGUGGCAGCAAGACUUAGAAGUCGAAGACAAAGACGCCACUCUUGAUCGACCAACGGUGUUUCGCUGGACUGGAGAUGGAAAAGAGGUGUUCCUCUCCGGGUCCUUUAACAACUGGGCCAACAAGAUUCCCCUAAUUAGAAGUCAGAACACCUUUGUGGCAAUUGUGGAUCUACCAGAAGGGGAGCAUCAGUACAAGUUUUAUGUGGACGGGCAGUGGACCCAUGAUCCAACUGAGGCAUCUGGCUUGCUCAUCGUUCAGCUUUGUGAACUGAAUUGUGUCAUUGUUUCGGCACAGCCUGUUGUGACCAACCAGCUCGGGACAGUCAACAACAUCAUCCAGGUGAAGAAAACUGACUUUGAGGUGUUUGACGCUCUGAUGGUGGACUCCCAGAAGUGCUCGGACAUGUCGGACCUGUCCAGCUCUCCUCCCGGCCCGUAUCAUCAGGACGCCUAUGUUCCUAAGCAGGAAGAGAAGUUCAAGUCUCCACCUAUUCUCCCUCCUCACCUCCUGCAGGUCAUCCUCAAUAAAGACACAGGCAUUUCUUGUGAUCCUGCAUUGCUUCCGGAGCCCAACCACGUCAUGCUGAACCACCUUUAUGCGCUUUCCAUUAAGGAUGGAGUGAUGGUGCUCAGCGCCACACAUCGCUACAAGAAGAAAUACGUGACCACUUUGCUGUAUAAGCCGAUCUGACGGCAGCCCGUGCUUUUCACUCCAGCGCUGCGUGCUGUUUGUACACCGAGUGUACAAAAAAAAAAACCUCCGCACACUUCCUUUUCCCCUUAAAAUGUCGAGACCACACAAAGCCAAUCUGUCAGCGCACACAGGUUCCACCCGCUAGCUUCUCCUAAACCUGGGGAAGCAGCUCUGAGCGAGAUGGAAGGGAUCAAAGUCCAGAAACACCACGUAACAUAAGACACGAUUAAAUUAUCCAUUCAGAAAGCUACAGAAAGGAGAAGUUCAAAACAGAGGAAUCCUGUCAUUAAGUAAAAAGAUGACGGUGACUUGAAUUAUUUCCACCAAACAGAUCAACAGUCCCUUGCAUCUGUGCGAGUCUUCCACAUGAGCUUCAUGAGUUUAACCCCCUCAGAGGUUCAUUUUCUUUUCCAUGGAUACCAGAACCAUGGUCACAUUUCCAAAGCCCUGACAGUGUAUUUAAGAAAAAAGACGGUCUGUUAUACCAGUUAAGUGGGUGACAUUAGAAACGCUUUUGUCAAGUGGAAUGUAAGACGGACCCACCAGAGCCAAUUUUUUCUCUGAUUUAGCAGAAUUUAGAAUUAGGGAGGUUUGACAGCUUGACAACACAGCUGGAGGAAAUGUUCAGAUACCAGGAAAGGAAAGCAGGAACAGAGGCAAAGUUUUCCCUGCUGAACCUUGACACAAUCUUUGUAAAUGAUUUAAAUUGGCUGGGUCCCUCGUCCUUCACCGGGCAGUCGUCCACAGUCCGCCUGUUUACGGACACAAACAGAAAAUUCUAUCAAGUUUACAAUCAAACACGACUGACAGAGAGCCUUAGACAUCUUUUAAACUCUUUGUGAAUCCAGUUUUAUGAGCACAUCCGCUGUGGUGAGGGUUACAAUCUCUCUAGCCCCUCAUAAUCUGCCAUUAUUUGCUCCCUAACGGCCCCAUGUAUUUUUACACAACGGUGACUUUACUUCAACGUGAAACAAAAGCAGUGAGGAUUUGGAGGAGGUUGCUCGUGUGCUCAUAAAAAAAAAAAACAAGAAGCAACCAUACCAAAACCCAAUGGACUGACAGUCCGGGGCCAUAUCUAAAUGAAAGGCUAAGUGUAAUAAAGUCCGCUGACAUUUCUCCCCUGGUUGAGAAGAGCUUCAAUCUUGAAUGUAUAGGCUGAUAAGAUGCACUGCACUAGUUUUAUACUGUUUGUCUUUGUCUUUUUUCGUUCAGACCGAUCCCAUUUGCUGGCGGCAGCACAGUACAGAGUAGAUGUAUUUAUCAAGUAUGUAGCCGUAUAUUUUUGUGUUGAAUAAGUUGAUCAUGUCAUCUGCUGAGGUUAAAGAUUAUUUUUUAGAAAGUUGUUUGCAGUGUCUGCUUUAGUCUUAUUUAAGGUGAUCUGUGCACUUACACCUUGACAAUGUAUCAGAGGAGGAGAUUUGGUCUUUGAGCACUUAGGCAGGCGAUGGAUUUAUGCAAUGAAUUUCGGGUCAUGUGACAUUUUAAUUAGCAGGAUUCAGUCGCACCAGUUUGAGUCGAAUCGAGUAUCCUACAAACUUCCGAUUGAUUUUAAACUGUAAACACGCCCGAAACUGAAUGGAAGACAUUCAAACGGCGCCGACAAAGGGGCCAGGAUGUGAUUGGAGAGUACACUGCUGUUUUUUUAUUGAUUAGAUAACUAUCAAUGAAGACUGAAGAACUGAACUAUUCUAUGUUAACGUAUGUUAACAUCGGCUGAGGUGUCUUCGCCAAGUUGUUAGAAAAGUAUAAUUGCUAUAAAGAAGAAGCUGCACUGACAUAGUGUUGAUUUAUUAAUGCUGAGAUGCUGGACUUAGGAGCUGAAUGCUGUAUGAUUAAAGGGGUCAUAUUAUGCUUUUAGGGUUUGUACCAUUCCACUCUUUUUGGCCAGUUAUAGCUGUGACACAAUGCUUUUUUUAAAGCAUUUCUAAUCAGUAACACAAGCCAAACCUCUAGCUGUGUUCCCCUCAUUGAACUAGGGGGAGCGUAUAAGUAAACAGAGCAGAGGGAGCUUUUGGGGGGGAAGUGGUGAAAAUAUAGGACCAAAAGCAAUAAGCAUGUGAGCUUAUAUGUGGUUCCAAUUCAAUUUGUCCACCUCUCAGAGCAUAGUAUGGCCCCUUUGCCAUAUGUUCUUCCUGUAAAUUAUAUUUUUGUGUUUGAGACCUGUAAUAAAGAUGAAGUUACAAAUGCAGCUCUGAUGGCCUUUUGUAUAACAUAGGCAGCUUUUGUUACCGGUUUUGUUUUUUUUAUUCAGUUUUUGGAACAAGCAAAGUUAAUAGAAAACAAGUUAAACACCUGAUGAGUUUGUUGAGCAGAAUAUGGUGCUCACCACCACAGACUGCUAUUCAGGAUCUUGUUGCAGACUUUAAAG